Messenger RNA from Drosophila ananassae, 3533 nucleotides. RefSeq names its product cell death protein hid (gene hid). The record is from RefSeq and is a predicted model, not a curated record. Lineage: Eukaryota; Metazoa; Arthropoda; Insecta; Diptera; Drosophilidae. Bases 625 to 1932 code for a protein of 435 amino acids. The transcript has 4 exons.
GUUGUAUCUGUAUCUGGGCUGGCUCCGCUUGUAGUUUGAGGUGGCUCCGCACAGUUCGCAGUUAGCCGCGGAGCCAGUAAGACGUGUUUUCUCCUCCAGAAACAGUGCUCUUUCUUUUGAGUCUGCAACACGUUUUAAGUGCUUCCUCCUCCUCCAACAACAACAACAAUCGAUAAAAAAAAACACAACAACAACAACAGCAAGAGUAGAAGAAUUAAAAAAAUAUAUUUGGUGAUUUUUGGUGUGUUUUUAAAGAAGUUCUAACCGAAAAGCUUGAUGAAAAAUGCAAAAGAAUCUGGAAAACUAACUUGACUUGAGAGUGUUGUUCGAAAAACAAAAAACAAAAAUAACAAAAAACGAAAUCGACAAAAAACUAAACAAAAAAUGCGAAAGUUUCUAAUAUUUAAAAUCUUGCACAAAAAAUACAAAAUAAAUUAAAGUGAACUCUUAACAAUAAAAAAAAAAAUAAUUAAAAUAAAAAAGUAAGCGAAGAACAAUCAGAAGAAGAGCAAAGCGAAAACAAAAAGCAGGAAGAAGCUGCCGGAAGGAUAAAGGAUAAAGGACACAAGCGCACACACAGAUACACCACCCACACCCACACCCACGCCCUCACACACCAACACGAUGGCCGUGCCCUUUUUUUUGCCCGAGGGCGGCGCCGAUGACAUUGCCUCGAGUUCAUCGGGUGCCUCGGGCAACUCCUCCCCCCACAACCCGCACAGCCACCCCCCGCUCUCAGCGCACUCGACAUCGGGCGCAUCCACCUCCUCCUCCUCUUCGUCCUCCUCGUCCUCCUCGUCCUCGUCGGGAGUGUCCUCCGGCUCCUCCUCGUCAGGCUCAUCCUCGUCAGCUUCGUCGGACGGCGCCAGCAGCGUCGCCUCGCAGUCGCCCAACACCACCACCUCGGCCACGCAGACGCCGAUGCAGUCGCCCCUGCCCACCGACCAGGUGCUCUACGCCCUCUGCGAAUGGGUCAGAAUCUACCAGCAGAACCAGCAGAACGCCACCCAAAUCUUCCAGUAUCCACCACCGCCGAGUCCUUCUUGCAACUACACGGGUGGCGACAUAUUCUUCCCCCACUGCCCGCCGAACCACCACCCACCACGCACUCCCCGCACCAGCGUGAGCUUCUCGGCCGGCGAGGAGUACAACUUGUUCCGGCAGCCGCCCCACCACGCGCCAUAUCCGGCGCCAUCGACACCGCAACCGAUGCCACCGCAGCCGCCGCAGUCAGCGCCGGCGAUGCACUGCAGCCACAGCUACCCGCAGCAGUCGCCGCCCCACCUGAUGCAGCACCACUCGGCGCCCUAUGGGAUGGGCGGGUACUACGCCUCCUAUACGCCGCCACCCACGCCGAACACGGCCAGUGCCGGGACUUCGACCUCCGCGAUGGCGUUCGGCUGGCCCCAGAAUCCACAGUCCCACGGCCCCAUCCACAGUCCCGGGCUGGCGUCCACCCCCCUGUCGGCGCCACUGGCGCCCAAGAUGCGGCUCCAGCGCAGCCAGUCGGAUGCGGCCAGACGCAAGCGACUGACCUCGACGGGCGAGGAUGAGCGCGAGUACCAGAGCGAUUAUGAGACCAGUUGGGACGAGUUUGACGAUCGCUAUGACAAUUUUACGGCCGGACGAGAGCGUCUGCAGGAGUUCAAUGGACGCAUACCACCCCGGAAGAAGAAGGGCAGCAGUACCAGUACCAGUACCAGUACCAGCAAUAAUCCAAUCAGCCAAAAUGACAUCCAACGACUGGCCACAGGUGGGAGCAGCUCGGAGUGCAGCGAAAACAUCGCCAACAGCCAGAACCAUCAGCGGCAGGUGGAGAGAGAGCGCCAGAGGGCAAAGGCUGAGAAGAAGAAACCCCAGAGCUUCACUUGGCCAACUGUUGUCACCGUUUUCGUUCUGGCCAUGGGCUGUGGAUUUUUUGCGGCGCGAUGAAACCACCGCCGAUCUUUAGUGAAAUCAGCUACUUCUUAAGAUUUAUAACCGAGAUCUACAACCUAGAAUUAGGGCAACGAAUUUAAUUGAUCUGCAGAAAGUCAUUAAUUCGCAUACGAUAAAAAUAAACCGAUAGGGAUAUAAGAAGGUUGACGGGACACAAGAACAAUAUAUUCUAUCUGUAUCUGCAACUGUCUAUGUGGUAACUGCAUUUGUAUCUCUAGAACAAAAAAACUACUCCAAAACUUUCGUCAAACAUAAAAACAAUUCAAACUGCUCAAAGAAAACUCUUAGACUGGCAAGAGACUCAAAUCGAACUUAUUUUUUUGCGAAUGCAUAUUUUUGUACAACUUUUUGAACGCCACAAAAUAUUUACAAAUUACAUAAAAAAGUACAAAAAAAAAAAUAAUAAGAAAAAAAAAUAUAUAAAGCAAAAGAAAACUGCCAACUUUUGAGAUACUUUUGAUAAUCUUUGUUUUGCAUUUAAUCAUUUCCACUUGCAUUUUCUUAAAAAAGUAAAAGUAAAAGUAAAUCCACUUCUAGAAUAUAGAAUAUAGAACAGCAAUUUCAAUGUCUUCGCAUUUGUAAUUCCGAAUUGCAAGAAAACUGAAAAAAAUAUAUUUUAAAUAUGUUUAACUAGUAGAAUUUUUUAGAUCUAAGCCCACAAAAAAAAAAAAUAAAUCACACACUUAGCUUUAAUUGUUAAAAAACAAAAAAUAAGAAAACUUCAAAAAAAAAAAGGACAGGACAGGAUAAGAAGGAUAAUCAUUUAAUUUUGUAUAUAGUUUUUAUGCCAUUUUUGUGAUGUUUUGUGUCUACGGUUUAUGUCAUGUUAUUUUAGUUAAAUUUCUUAUGAUUUAUGUUUAAUUGUAAUUUUUUGUCAUUGUUUGUUCAUCAUCAUCUUCAAAUUGGUCUCACAAUCUAGUAGUUAAGCCCCCGCCCCAGGGAGCGAGUUCGAGCGAGGUUGAAAAUUCGCCCAGAAAUAGCGAUAGGGUUAUCCCAUUCUCAGACAGUCUUUUUUUGGAAUGCACACGAAUGAUCUCUCACAAUGGAAAUUAAUGGAAAUUGAUCUCCGCACAUAGCCAAAGUAAAAAAAGAAAUGAAAAGGAAACCCCCUCAUUUUCGUGGCGAUUUUCAAUAAUCACUUUCAGAGCUCCCCAGGGCGUUUCAAUGCUAAUCGAUUACCGUGACAUGAAAGCGAACAUAGCGAAAAUAGUAAGGAAAAUUAAUCAAAAAAGAAUAAAUAAGAAAGAUAGAAAAGAAAAAACAAUUCCCAAAAAUCGCAUUGAUCUCAUGGAUUUAUUUACAUUACAAAUAUUUCAACCGUUCUUUACACUGAAAAGACAAAUGUUAUGAAAAGCAGAAAGUGAAAAGUGAAAACAGAGAAACAGUAAACAAAAAUUAAUGAAAAGCUAAUCUUAAGUUCGCAAAGCGUUUUAGUUUAAGCUUUAGUUAUAGAUUAAAGUCGAUUUAGUUCGUUUUUUGAGCUGUCUCUGUAUGGCAGUCUCUCCUUAUUAUUAUUAUUUUUUUUUUUUGUAUAUAGAGCAAUAUUAUUUGAAUAUGAUAUAAGUGAGAUACCACUUAAGUACCCAUCAUCAAAU